CCGCCUCAGAGAUGGACGCGCUGGUGAGCCGCUCCACUGCGUCGCGUUCGGUUCUCCGUUCAUUCCACUAACCGUUAACUAACGGCGAUCCUCAGCGCGUUUAAAUAAACAGACGCAGUUCGUCGUUUUCCAUCAUAGGAUCUCAAGCCAGCAGGAUGGCAGGCGCGGCGGGUGGCGGCAGGGGCUGCGUGACGCUCUGCGGCGCUCAGAUCCGGGACCUGCUGGACGCCAAACACAACGUGCUGUUCGACUGCGACGGCGUCAUCUGGAACGGAGAAACGGCCGUUACCGGAGCUCCGGAGGUGGUCAGUCUGCUCAAGCAGCGCGGCAAACGGGUGUUUUUCGUCACCAACAACUGCACCAGGCCGCGGGAGAACUACGUGCAGAAAUUCAGCCGCCUCGGCUUCACGGACGUCGCGGAGGAGGAGAUCUUCAGCUCGGCGUACUGCUCCGCCGCGUACCUGCGCGACGUGGCGCGGCUGCAGGGGAAGGUGUACGUGAUCGGCUGCGGCGGGGUGUUGAAGGAGCUGCGGGACGCCGGGGUGCCGGUGGCGGAGGAGGAGGACGCGGAGCCGGGCGCCAGCAUCUACAACUGCCCGCUGGACCCGGAUGUGAAGGCUGUGCUGGUGGGAUACGACGAGAACUUCACCUUCAUGAAGCUCGCCAAAGCCUGCUGCUACCUGCGGAGCUCCGAGUGCCUGUUCCUGGCCACUGACCCGGACCCCUGGCACCCGCUGAGAGGAGGCAGGGUCACCCCAGGGUCCGGCAGCCUCACGGCGGCUCUGGAGACGGCCAGCAGCAGGAAGGCCACGGUCAUCGGGAAGCCCAGCCGCUUCAUGUUCGACUGCAUCUCCAGUCAGUUCGGUCUGGACCCGGCGCACUCGCUGAUGAUCGGAGACCGGCUGGAGACGGACGUUCUGUUCGGCAGCAACUGCGGCCUGGCGACGGUGCUCACGCUGACGGGCGUCUCCACGCUGCAGGAGGCGUUCGCGUUCAGAGACAGCCAGGAGCCGCAGCAGAAGCACUGCGCGCCUGAUUACGUGGUGGAGUCUGUGGCGGAUAUCCUGCAGGCGCUGGAGGAGUGACAACUACAGCUUCAAUCUCCAUGCUGCUUCAACACGGACCGGUAACAUCAGCACAUCAGUAAUCACUGUCUGACACCGGACGCUGCCCUUAAAUACUCCGCUCAAGUGUGAAUAAAUGAUGACAAAUAUAUUUCUCUCCUUUUAUUUU
Messenger RNA from Sinocyclocheilus anshuiensis, 1233 nucleotides. RefSeq names its product pyridoxal phosphate phosphatase-like. The transcript is spliced from 2 exons. NCBI's taxonomy places the organism in Eukaryota, Metazoa, Chordata, Actinopteri, Cypriniformes, Cyprinidae. The record is from RefSeq and is a predicted model, not a curated record. The coding region runs from base 156 to 1085 and encodes 309 amino acids. Gene Ontology annotation, molecular function: phosphatase activity. Gene Ontology annotation, cellular component: cytoplasm; cytosol.